AUGCAAGAAGGGGUACAGUCUCCAGUAACAGAUUUCCUCGUGAAUGGCUGUCCUCCUAUGGACAAAGCAUGCACACAAAAAUCUGGCAUAUUCAGCAAGGUUUUAGAUGAAAUACAUGAUCAAGAAUGUGUCUUAAAGCAAACUGUAAGCAGUAAAACUAAAUUUGUCUUCUUGAGCUUUCCAUCCAAAUGGCAAGGUGGAGCAUCAAAGGAGAAAAGUACAAUUGAGAAUUGCAUGAAAGGGUUGUUUAACUCAUUGCGCGAUAUGUACAGCGAGUCUGACCCAUUACAACCAAUGGUUGUGCAGAUUGAUCUUCAGGAUUUGAAUGGAUUUCCACUUAAAAAGGCUCUGAAGCCAAUUAUAUCGAUAUUGAAUUCUGAACUUUUGCUUUUUGAACAUCCAGUUUGCCUUGUGUUAUCUGUGGUUGAAGAAACAGAUGCUGAAGAUUUAACAGCAGCUUUUAAAGAUGUUAUGGAAAGGAACGUAAUAGCAGGAAAAUUUGAGAAUUAUACAAGCAGUGACCACAAGCGUCCUUUGUCCAGAGUGGCCAUAAAACUGGGAAAGAUUGCCAAGCAGCAGUGUGAGGUUUUAGUGAAUACCACUACUGCUGAACUUGACUUGACAAAUGGUGCAGUUUCAAAGUCUGUUCUGGAUGCAGCUGGGAAUGGUAUUAUCAGAGAGUGUACAAAGACGUAUCCUGAAGGAAUUAAUAUUGGUCAGAUUGCUAAGACCUCUGGUGGAAAGAUAAAAUCAUGUUCUGAUAUCUACCAUGGAGCUCUACAAUCAGAUGAGAAAAACAGAUAUAAGGCAAGAGUCAAUAUUGUCAGCUAG
Molecule: messenger RNA, 831 nt
Organism: Gigantopelta aegis
Lineage: Eukaryota; Metazoa; Mollusca; Gastropoda; Neomphalida; Peltospiridae
Exons: 4
Coding region: 1-831 (276 amino acids)
Source: RefSeq, a predicted model, not a curated record